Molecule: messenger RNA, 784 nt
Organism: Gamsiella multidivaricata
Lineage: Eukaryota; Fungi; Mortierellomycota; Mortierellomycetes; Mortierellales; Mortierellaceae
Product: ribosomal protein L13e
Exons: 3
Coding region: 4-633 (209 amino acids)
Biological process (GO): translation
Cellular component (GO): ribosome; cytosolic large ribosomal subunit
Molecular function (GO): RNA binding; structural constituent of ribosome
Source: RefSeq, a predicted model, not a curated record
ACCAUGAAGCACAACAACCAAUUGCCCGGAAACCACUUCCGCAAGGACUGGCAGUCGCGCGUCAAGACCUGGUUGGACCAGGCUGGUCGCAAGAAGUCCAGACGUAUUGCGCGUGUCCAGAAGGCCGCCCGCAUUGCUCCUCGCCCUGUUGAUGGCUUGAUCCGCCCCGCCGUUCGCUGCCCUACCAUCAAGUACAACACCAAGCUCCGUGCUGGUCGUGGCUUCACCCUUGAGGAGCUCAAGGCUGCUGGCAUCCGCCGCAAGGAGGCCCUCUCGAUCGGUGUCUCGGUCGAUGCCCGCCGCCGCAACAAGUCUGAGGAGUCCCUUCAGCUCAACGUUCAGCGCCUCAAGGCCUACAAGGCCAAGUUGAUCGUCUUCCCCCGCAAGGCCGGUAAGAUCAAGAAGGGUGAUGCUGAGGUCUCUGAGCUCUCGAGCGCCACCCAGUUGUCUGGCGAUCUUUUCCCCGUUACCCAGAUCUGGGGCAAGGACAAGGCCCGCAAGAUCACCGAGGAGGAGAAGAGCCGCUCUGCUUACGAGCAGCACCGCAAGGCCCGCUCCGUUGCCCGCCUUCACGGUAUCCGUGAGGCCCGUCGCAAGGCCAAGGAGGAGGAGGAGGCCAACAAGAAGAAGUAAAGAUCUUUAUAGUCCUUCUGCCUUCUUGCGUCUUGUCUCUGUCUCCCUUUUCAAUAAAGCAGUCGCCCACAACUGUUGCCAGUGCUCUGGUCAAAAAAUUAUGUAACCCUGGCGAACAGAAAUGAAGAAGUUGUAAUAUUGACAUUGACAA